GGAGCGGGGCAGCGGCGGCUAAAUGGAGCGGGGCCGGCGGGAGGGUGGCGGCCCGCAGCUUGAGAGGAGCCAGAACCUCACCUUGCUCGCAGGCGACCAGAAGCCACGGUGCUGCCUGCAGGCAGAAAGCAGGAAUUGAUGCUCUUCUGUCAACAUAGUUCCUCACACUUGCCUGAGUGCCAUGCCUGGGCCUUGAUGCUUCUAAGAACAGCUGUUGAAAAUGGCAGAGAGAGCUGGGAAUGAAGAAGCAGUUCACCUAAGCAGCUUCCAUAGCCACAGAGGGAAAGACCGGGUAAACCGCAGGGAUGAAGGUCUUAUCACAAUAUCAGAUUCCUCGGAUGAAGAAUUGCCUUUGCAGGAAACACCAGCAGAGCAGCAGCGUGAGGAUGAUGAUGAUGAAGAUGUGGUCAUCUUGGCAGAGACCUCCAAGCAUCAGCAGCUCGUGCGUCCCAACGUCAUCAGACCUGCUGCUCGGUGGCAGGGUGCAAACGCUGUGGGAGAAGGAGGAUCUAAAAGCGCUGUAGGGCCUUUGGGGAGCGUGUGUGUGCAGGAUGAGAUCUCAGCUCUGCUGUGCCAGAAAGACCACACGGCGCUGAGCAGUGCUGGACCAAGCAAGGAGGAGAGUGUGAACUUUGCCUUGCAGCAGCCGGGGCCACCUGAGCUGAAUGGCCCCAGGUCUGAACUUACGAGCGACCCUGAGCCUGGCCUGAGUUUGUUUCCAGCAGUAAUAACGAGUCCGCAGCUUGUUAACAGGGAAUUUGUUAGUCUGGGGAAAGCAGACUUUCCACCACCACAAGGGGAAAAGGUGGAAGCCCAGGGCUGGCAAGGGGAGGACUUAAAGGCAGAGCUCUCGCAGAGCAUCGAUGGAACAGCUGCUGCAACCACCACAGAGCAGGAGAUCCAGGACAGCAGCCCGCCGGGUCCCCCCUGCCUGCAGCCUCUGGACACGGAGCUGCGCACUGUGCUCAAUGGCUGUGCUCCGCAGCAGGGGCAGCCCGAGGCAGGCUCAGCAUCUCUGAGGGCCUAUGGAGAGGAGGCUCCAGGGCCAGCCUUUCCCAGACCAGAGCCACAGCAGGAUGGCAUUCCGGGUCCUGCAUCACCACAGCCGGCACAUCCACCAGAGGAGACCAGGGGACAGCAGGCGACAGACAACGAGCGGCCCGGCCCUGCCUUCCCAGCGCAGGGCUCGCAUGAACUCGGGUCCAGCAGUGUGCCAGAACAAGGGGCUGCGGGGCAGGAGGACCAGGACUUCACUGCCCUGCUCAUCAGAGAGACAGAAGCGAGAUUUCCAGAUGUGAGGAAGGAAUAUAUUGAAGAGCUAAUCAGCAUCAAGGACUGCUAUGACUUAAACGUCCUUGCUGGCAGGGGCUCUUUGAUCUCCACGGCGUGUCAAGCUGAAUCAGGCUCGAGACUUUGUAACUUCCUUCUGGAAAACCCAGAUUACCCAAAGAAGGAAGGCAGGAUGGUUUUAAAUCCCACCAGCAGCCUGCUUGCCAGCCAAGAUGAGACAAAGGUGCCUAAAGUGGACUACUUUGACUUCUCCAAGCUUGCCCCGCUCGAUCAGCGGUGCUUUAUUCAGGCAGCUGACCUUCUCAUGGCAGACUUCAAGAUGCUGAGCAGCCAGGACAUUAAGUGGGCACUACAUGAACUCAAGGGACACUAUGCAAUCACACGAAAGGCCUUUUCAGAUGCCAUCAAAAAAUGGCAGGAGCUGUCUCCGGAAACCAGUGGGAAACGAAAAAGGAGAAAAGAAAUGAAUCAGUAUUCAUAUAUAGAUUUCAAAUUUGAGCAAGGUGAUGUGAAGAUUGAGAAGCGGAUGUUCUUUCUGGAGAAUAAGAGGCGGCACUGGAGGUCCUAUGACAGGCUCUCACUUCUCCCACCAGUGCUGCUGGAGCAGGAAUUCUAUGAGCAAAAAGUUAAAGAGAUGGCAGAGCAUGCAGACUUUCUCCUUGCUCUGCAGAUGAAUGAGGAACAGUAUCAGAAGGAUGGUCAGAUGAUAGAGUGCCGCUGUUGUUAUGGGGAGUUUGCUUUUGAAGAGCUAACUCAGUGUGCAGAUGGUCACUUGUUCUGCAAGGAGUGCCUAAUUAAAUAUGCUCAGGAGGCAGUCUUUGGCUCUGGGAAGUCAGAGCUCAGCUGCAUGGAAGGCAGUUGCACGUGUUCGUUCCCCACCAGCGAGCUGGAGAAGGUGCUUCCAGAAACCAUCCUGUGUAAAUACUACGAGCGGAAAGCCGAGGAGGAGGUGGCUGCUGCCUGUGCAGAUGAGCUUGUCAGGUGUCCCUUCUGUAACUUCCCAGCUCUACUGGACAACGAUGUGAAGAGGUUCAGCUGCCCUAAUCCCCGCUGCAGAAAGGAAACAUGUCGGAAGUGCCAGGGGCUGUGGAAGGAGCACAUGAACCUCACCUGCGAGCAGCUGGCUGAGAAGGAUGACAUCAAGUAUAGGACAUCCAUAGAAGAGAAAAUGACAGCGGCCCGAAUCAGAAAAUGCCACAAGUGUGGGACCGGCCUGAUCAAAUCGGAGGGCUGCAACCGCAUGUCGUGCCGCUGCGGAGCGCAGAUGUGCUACCUGUGCCGGGCCGCCAUCAACGGCUACGACCACUUCUGCCAGCACCCCCGCUCACCUGGAGCUCCCUGCCAGGACUGCGCCAAGUGCUCCCUCUGGACGGAUCCCACAGAAGAUGACGAGAAGAUAAUUCAGGAGAUUCAGAAGGAGGCUGAAGAGGAGCAGAGGAAGAAAAACGGAGAGAACAGCUUCAAGCGGAUCGGCCCUCCGGUGGAAAAGCCCAUGGAGAAAAUGCAGAGAAUUGAAGUCAUCCCCAGACCCGUUCCUCAGAACCUCCAUCAGCCACGGAUGCCUCCUUACCCCUUCGUUCACCCUCCCUUCCCGCUGCCCCCCGUCCGUCCCAUCUACAAUAACAUCCCCCUCAACAUCGGCCCCAUCCCCGCCCCCUACGUGCCCCCGCUGCCUAACAUGAGGGUGAACUAUGAUUUUCCCCAGAUCAACGUUCAGCUGGAGCACAACUUGCCUAUGCACUUCGGCCCUCAGCCUCGGCACCGCUUCUGACGCCGUUCGGAUGGCGUCGGUCCCUGCAGGACGAAGCCCCUGGUAGCAUCACCCCGUCCUGCUGCAGCCCCCACUCAGCCAGCUGCAGGGGAGCUGCUGUGCCUGGCACACGCCUGCACUACACCCUUAUCUAUAGCUUCUCCGGACCUUUACAAUCAAACAUUUCAACCUGUGCUGCAACAGGGCUUGGUGCUGCAUUUCCGAGGUCUCUUCCUAUGUUGGGAGUCCUUUUUUUUUUUUAAAAAAAAAAUUUUUAUUUGGCAAAGACUAUUCAGACAGCUGCUGAGAGGGAAAAUGAGACUUGUGGAGCACAGGGGAUGCAAAAGAUCCUUGGGAGUCUUCCAAAACUCCAACCUUCCUGCUGGCCAGAGCAGCUGCAACAGCCUGAGCCCUGUGGGAAGGGAGGAGGGACUUGGCACCUGAGUAAGACCUUCAGGAACAAGGUAAUGGGACUCGGCUGCCCUAAGCCCAAGGUUUGGGGUUCCCAUGUUCUCCAGCAUCCCUGUAACCUGCUAACACCUCCCAGCGGAAAUAAAUUGUUCCAAACCAAGUUAAUGUAGUGUAUUUAGCAUUUCUCGCUCUGCAUGGAGUGAGGGGAUGCAGCAGCCACCUCAUGGCUCAGUUCUUGUUCAGCAGCCCAGAGCCACAUCCCAUCUCAGGGCUCCAGGAAGCAGAAAACUCGGCCAUCUCGAUCCUUGAGAGCAGUUUGCCCCUUCUACAGGCUCAGGUGCUCAUUCCCAGCAGGAAGCUGCCCUCCAGCUUCCAGCACAUGGCCUUUCUGUUGCUGUUCUCAUGCAGGCCUCCCAAAUCCCCACCAGCAGUCAGGGGUAGGUAAUGGACAGCUGUGUGUGCCGGGUGCUGUGGUGUCAGUGUUGGUAACCACCAGCAUGUUCUGCAUUCAGGGGCUGUGCUUUGUGUCUGGAACAGCCUCCCCAAAAGCAGCAAAGCGUUUGGAGGGGCAAACCCAGCAGGAGCUCGGGGCUGGCUCUUACCCACCCCCUGUGCAGUGGAUCCCAGGUUGUUUGGGCUGUGCUGCAUCCUGCUUUCCCCCAUGUUCCAGCAUCCAGGUGUCCUUGGGCUGUGUUUGUUUUUCAGGUAGCACUUCCUUGCCUUUCAGAGUCCAUUCUCUGCUCUCAGACAUUUCCUGUGGGUUGGAUGCAUCCUACCAAGCGUUCCCACCCCUCAGUGCCGUGGUCUCUAGCAUUAAUAACCCAGUGGCAUUCACUUGCUGCUAUUACUUAUUAUUUUUUCUUUUUAAUGCUGUUUUUUUUUUAAUUAUUAUUUUUCCUCUUUAGUCUGUACCUGAAGACAGCCCCGGGGCCAAUGUGCUUGAGUUGCUGAGACCUGCCCACCUCUCUGACAGGUGGAUGAUGGGUGCUCAGGGCCUGUCCUGGGGAUGGAGGUGGCACUCAGUGCUGUGCUGCAGCUCUCAUCUGGCUGCAUUUGCUCUGCCUUGGUGCAGCACUGCAGGAUCUCUCGCAGGCACAGCUGCACCCUUUGCUGCUCUCCUGCAGCAGCCGUGUGCUCGGCACAGGCAGUGCUGUGAUAGCAGAAGUCGGGCUCCCGUUCCCUCUUUUGAUGCUUUGCAAAGAUGCACGGCCGUAUCGGGAUCUCAGCAUGGGCAGGGAGAAGUUUGGGGAUAGAGAAAAAGGGACAGAAGUGGUGAGGUGGCACUGGAGAUGGCAUGGGGUGGGUGGUGCCGGGGGUCUGUCCCCAUGUCUGUGGGUCAGUGCCAGCACCUCCCUGGGGCACGGGGCUCAUCCUGCUGCCCCACAGCCACGUCACACUGCAGAAGAGGCCUGGAGGAUUCAAGAGAGGGGCAGGGAUAGGGCUGUUCUCCCUCACAGCCGUGGUGCUGUGUGCCUGGGCUGCUCCUUCCCUCUGGCCUGGGAGAUGCCCAGCAGUGGUUCCUGGUCAUGUUUGAGUCCAUUGCUGGUUUGGGUCGUUCUGUUACAAAAGCAAAGCUCUGCACAGCCAGCAGAGCCACUGGCUGUGUCCCCUCAUGUCCUGGAGGAGCCGUGGCUGCAUCCUCUACCAGGUACUCAUUACGGUUAAUUGCGGUGUCCCGUUUAACUUGCCUUAAAGGUGGGGAGAGAAACUUAGUAUUUGCACUUAGCAAAAACGUCCUAUUAAAAGAAAGAAACCCUGUAAAGAUGUGCAUGUUCUGCAACUUUGUAUAACGAUAGCCGAAAGCAAAUAGGUUGGUUUAUUGAAAUAAAAGAAAUAAAUAUUUUUCUUUACCUUCCGGUAGUAAAACCGUUCUCCUAUUCCGUGUGUACAGAGUUUCCCUGUAUCAUAUUGUAAUUUUUGAAUUCUUUUUUCUUUUUCGGUGUUGUUUUUGUAAAUAAAUCUGUGCACUCUGG
This is a messenger RNA of Centrocercus urophasianus (Greater sage-grouse), 5424 nucleotides long. RefSeq names its product ring finger protein 216 (gene RNF216). The record is from RefSeq and is a predicted model, not a curated record. Lineage: Eukaryota; Metazoa; Chordata; Aves; Galliformes; Phasianidae. The transcript is spliced from 19 exons. The coding region runs from base 221 to 3061 and encodes 946 amino acids. Gene Ontology annotation, molecular function: zinc ion binding.